Messenger RNA from Rhododendron vialii, 1440 nucleotides. RefSeq names its product protein FAR-RED IMPAIRED RESPONSE 1-like. Lineage: Eukaryota; Viridiplantae; Streptophyta; Magnoliopsida; Ericales; Ericaceae. Gene Ontology annotation, biological process: regulation of DNA-templated transcription. Bases 1 to 1440 code for a protein of 479 amino acids. The transcript is spliced from 5 exons. The record is from RefSeq and is a predicted model, not a curated record.
AUGCCUUUUGCUCCAUUUGUUGGCGUGAAUCAUCAUGGUCAGUCGAUUUUAUUGGGAUGUGGGCUCAUCUCUCAUGAAGACACAGAGUCAUUUUCGUGGUUAUUUGAGACUUGGAAGACAUGCAUGUGGGGUUGUGCUUCGAAAGCAAUAAUUACCGACCAGUGUUUGGGCAUGAAGAAUGCUAUACAAAAAGUAUUCCCUGAUACCCGACAUUGGUUGUGUAUAUGGCAUAUUAUGAAAAAGGUGCCAGAAAAGUUCGGUAAGUACAACGCCUAUGAACAAAUUAGUUCGUGUAUGCGCAAUGCCGUAUGGAAUUCAUUGACAAUAAAACAAUUUAAGGAUGCUUGGGAUGGUUUCAUCAAAAAGUACCAGCUUCACAAUAACACAUGGUUACAGGGGUUAUAUUUGGAGAGGAAACUGUGGGUUCCUGCUUAUGUGAAUGACUGCUUUUGGGCGGGAAUGUCAUCCACACAAAGAAACGAGCAGCAAUAUGAAAAUGCAUUGGCGAAUAAGGUGGAGAGUGAAAAUGAAGAAGAUGGAAAAAGCUGGAGGAGUUUCAUCCCAUUAAUAACUAAAAGUGGCUUGGAAAGGCAAUUUCAAAGUGUUUAUACAAAUGAGAAGUGGAUUACAUAUGGAGAAGAGGAAAAGAGAAUUCAAGUGCCAUUUAUUGUUGAUUUUAAUGCUGAAACAAAUGAAGCACAUUGUAAUUGCCAAUUGUUUGAGUACAGAGGAAUGGUUUGUAGAUAUCAACUGACGGUGUGGAGUCAAAUGGGAGUUGAAAGAGUACCUGACAAAUAUGUGUUGAGGAGAUGGAACAAAAAUGUCAAAAAGGUGCAUACUAAAAUUCGAAUAAACUAUGAUAACUCAUCAACGUCAAUUGAAGCACGUCGGCAUGACAAUAUGUGCAAUCUCUUUAAUGAGGUUGCCGAUUUGGCAGAAGAUAGUCAAGAGAAGUAUGAUAAGGUGAUGGCACGGUUACUUGAGCUAAAAGAAGAGUUGAUUGAAUCUUCGAUUGUUUGUGGAAGUAAUGUGAUUUCCGGUACUCCUAACAAUUCCUUUUCAAUUGGAGAUGAAGUUCUACCCUCCAAAGAAAGCACGAACAUAUUUGACCCAGCAAUCCUUCGUCGAAAAGGGAGACCGCCAAGCAAAAGGAAGGUAGGCAUUGUUGAAAAAAUUGGACACAAGAGAGGUUGGAACACAACAAUUGUUUUUUUCAGGAGAUUGGGAAACAAGAGAGUGGUAGAAGUUAAUGCUUCAACCAAUUCAUGUAUGCGUUUCCAAGUUCACAAACAAACAUGCCACCCUCAUUCGGUAGUCAUGAUUGGUGAGGGCAAUCAAAUAUUACAAGUAGGCAAAUUUGGGGAGGAGGGCAAUCAAGUUUUUUCGAGACUCAAGGGCAAUGUGUUGGAGGACUACCACCAAGUUUUACUCAAAUGCUGA